Molecule: messenger RNA, 3774 nt
Organism: Xenopus laevis (African clawed frog)
Lineage: Eukaryota; Metazoa; Chordata; Amphibia; Anura; Pipidae
Exons: 21
Coding region: 269-2302 (677 amino acids)
Source: RefSeq, a predicted model, not a curated record
GCGUAGUCUGACGUCACAGGGAUGAGACUUGGGACGUCUGGAUUAGCUGUCCGGAGGGAGACAAGGAGAGAGACUCUUAACAGGGCUGCGGAACUGUAAAAGAGCGAUCCGGAAGUGCGGGACUGUGUUGAGAAAAUUUGGGACUGUUGUGCGGCUGUCAGUGCUCAUGUUGUGCACGUAAAGAAAUCCUCUCUGCAGAAUCUACUUCAAUCAAUCAAGCUCAAUACUGCCAAGGCACAUUUGGGCUGUAGCAGUAUCUGGUGCAGAAAUGGGGUGGACUGUGUUUCUUCUUAAGGGAUCAUGUGCCCCUUUUUGGAGACCUGGUGGUCAGCUGCUACAAAGUAGACUAUGCCUGUCUUACUCCCGGCAGCUUUCCAUUAAUUCAGGGGCACAAGACUGUCCACCAUCUACAGCAAAACGUCCUCCAGUUAGAAUUGGUUGUGCCUCUGGAUUCUGGGGAGACACCGCAGCUUCAGUUCCACAGCUUUUGUAUGGUGGAAAACUGGAUUUUUUGGUGUUUGAUUAUCUCUCUGAAAUCACAAUGUCUCUGCUGACGGCAGCAAAGGCCAAGUCAUCCAGUUUGGGAUACACUCCAGACUUUAUCCACACUGCAAUGGCUCCAUAUAUAACAGACAUUCAUAAAGCAGGUAUUCGUGUAGUCAGUAAUGCUGGGGGAAAUAACCCAAUGGCAUGUGCCGCUGCCCUGCAAGAAGUAGUAAAGAAAGCCAAUCUUGAUAUGAAGAUAGCAGUUGUCACUGGUGAUGAUUUGAUGAAAAAGAAAGAUUCAUUUAAGGAAGCAGGCAUCACAGAUAUGGAUAGUGGCACACCAUUCCCAGAUACUAUUCAUAGUAUGAAUGCUUACCUUGGAGCAAGGCCAAUAAGCAGAGCCCUUGAUCUCGGAGCAGACAUUGUUGUGACUGGUAGAUGUGUAGACAGCAGCGUUGUACUGGGGCCUCUUAUACAUUCCUUUGGCUGGAAGAGAAAUGAAUUUGACUUACUUGCAGCUGGCAGUUGCAGUGGUAUAGGAAAGACAUCUUCCCAUGUGAUUUUUAAGACAUUUUUCUCUUGCAACAGUCUUGCCGGUCACCUGAUAGAGUGUGGAGCUCAGUGUACAGGUGGAAUAUUUACUGACUGGCAUCUGGUACCAGACUGGCACAAUAUUGGCUUUCCGAUAGUGGAAUGCACUUCAGAUGGGAAUUUCACAAUAUCGAAGCCACAAGAAACUGGCGGCCUUAUCUCUUUUGGCACAGUUGCUGAACAAUUAGUGUAUGAAAUUGGAGAUCCUGAACACUAUCUACUUCCUGAUGUGUCUUGUGACUUUUCCCUGGUUUCUAUUAGUGAAAUUCAAGAUCAUGAUGGAGGAGCAGUACGUGUUCAUAGUGCAAAGGGGUUACCACCUUCUUCAUCUUAUAAGGUGUGUGCUACUUAUCUUGAUGGAUUCCGAGCCACUGCAGUAUGUCCUGUGGUAGGACCAAAUGCAGCAGAAAAAGGAAGACGGACAGCUGAGAGUAUUCUGAGGAGGACCCGAGAUAUAUUUUCAAAGCUUGGCUAUGCUGAGUACAGUGACGUUAAUCUACAGAUACUUGGUGCUGAAGAUUCAUAUGGUUCAUAUGCUAAAUCAAAAGAUCUUGCUCGUGAAGCUGUCAUUUGGCUUGCUGUGCAUCACAAGCAGAAAAAAGCAUUAGAAAUCUUUGCAAGAGAGAUUGCACCUGCAGGCACAGGAAUGGCACCAGGUCUCACUGGCAUCGUUGGUGGCCGACCAAAAGUAUCUCCAGUUCUGAAGCCAUUUUUUUUUCUUUACCCCAAGAAAAAUGUUAAGAUUGAUAUCUUCAUGAAUGAAAAGCACAUAGAAACGUUCUUUGAUGAUUAUUCUUAUACUACAGAUGAAAGUUUUGAUCCUACACCUGCUAUUGCAGAAGUUCCAAAAGACCUUCCAAGUGGUCCUUAUACCUAUCGCUUAGCUGAACUGGCUUUUACAAGAAGUGGAGACAAAGGAAAUAACGCUAACAUAGGCGUUGUUGCUCGCCAUCCACUUUACUACCCUUAUUUAAAAAGGGCACUUUCUCCAGAAGUCAUUCAGGAAUACUUUGAGCACUUAUUGCCAAAAGAGCACCUUGGUGAAUCCUUGGUAACUAGAUAUGAGUUGCCAGGAAUAUAUGCAUUGAACUUUGUGCUGAAGAACUCUUUGGGUGGAGGAGGAAUUGCUUCAUUGAGAAGUGAUCCACAGGGAAAAGCCUUUGGGCAGAUGUUACUAGAUCUGGAAAUUAAAGGCAUUCCUGAUUUAAAGUCCUUAAUUGAUUAAGCAGCCAAGAACAAUAAUCGGAAUUGUUUACUGAAGUCGCAAUAAAGCUGUAGAAGUCUUCAGUGGUGGUCAAGAAACUGAAGGAUGCCGUCCUUUCUGAUCCAUAAUGCCUUAGUGCAAAUCUCUAACCAAUUGUGUUGGAUUUGUGUGUUCAAACGUGUGCUCUUCUGAUAUUCAGAUUUUAUAAUUGGCCCCUACAUGUCCAUGUUUUUUGUUGAUUACCAUAUCUUUAAAAGAAAUUGUUUAAACCAGUAAUGAAUCUGUUAAUCCUAAUGUCACACUUGGGGGCAGAUUUACUUAGGGUCGAAUAUCGAGGGUUCAUUAACCCUCGAUAUUCGACUGUCGAAGUUAAAUCCUUUGACUUCGAAUAUCGAAGUCGAAGGAUUUAGCGCUAUUCGUUUGAUCGAAUGAUCGAAGGAAUAAUCGUUCGAUCGAACGAUUAAAUCCUUCGAUCGAACGAUUAAAUCCUUCGAAUCGAACAAUUCAAAGGAUUUUAAUCCAUCGAUCGAACUAAAUUCCUUCGAUCAAAAAAAGCUUAGAACAUUGAGGUUCAGUAAGUUUUACGUGGCGAAGUAGGGGGUAGAAGUUUUUUUUUUUUAAAGAGACAGUACUUCGACUAUCGAAUAGUCGACCGAUUUUUAGUUUAAAUCGUUCGAUUCAAAGGUCGAAGUAGCCCAAAAAAACAUUCAAAAUUCUGAGUAUUUUUUUCUUCUAUUCCUUCACUCGAGCUAAGUAAAUGUGCCCCAUGGUGUUUUUCUGCCACAUUUCUGCACUGUGCAGCAACAAACCUCCAAAAUAGAAUGAAAAUAUCAUAGAAUCUGCAGUGUAAAAAAAGUGAAAACCACAAUAAAUGUGCAUUUUCAGGCAGAGGUGGAAAAUAGGCAGCUAUAGCUAUGUCUAUAGAGACUACUGCCAGAAAAGCUUACACACACGAUCAUCUCUGACCUAACAAAAAAAAACAUAACAAAAAAUGUUGUGGCUGAUUGCAGUGAACUAUGGUGAACGAUUCCUGGUUCGAAUUCGCUCAAGUGUUUUUAUGCUAUGUUGUGAAUAUUUAAUAACAUGGCAGAAAAAUGGCACAUACAAAAUUAGCAUAUGGAGAUAAAGAAGGAGUAGCUCCAUUAGUAUAAUGGGUUGGGGUACUAAUUGUUAGCCUGUUUUGCUUAUCAUGGGCAGAACUAUUUUAGCAUUGAUAGAACACACACACUCAUACAAAUGUAAAUAUAUAUAUAUAUAUAUAUAUAUAUAUAUAUAUAUAUAUAUAUAUAUAUAUAUAUAAAUAAUCCAUAUAAUACCAGCACUCAUGAUAAAAUGCUUCACGUCACCAACUGCUCACUCGAUCCUCCCCUGAAAAAGCUGCACUCACAGGUCUUAUGAACGUGAACAUUUUUUAUCAUAAACACUCACUAACGUUUUGGCUCUUCCCCAGCCUUUCUCAAAGUUACAAAACAUAAUAAUAUCCACCCUAGACG